Molecule: messenger RNA, 801 nt
Organism: Gadus chalcogrammus (walleye pollock)
Lineage: Eukaryota; Metazoa; Chordata; Actinopteri; Gadiformes; Gadidae
Product: trypsin-like
Exons: 5
Coding region: 1-771 (256 amino acids)
Biological process (GO): proteolysis
Molecular function (GO): serine-type endopeptidase activity
Source: RefSeq, a predicted model, not a curated record
AUGGCCACACUAGAAGGCCAGGUGCGGGCGCAGGGCCGGAUCGUGGGUGGGUAUACCCCAGCACCCAACUCCAUUAAAUACAUAGUGUCGCUGCAGAGCACCCAGGGACAACACUUCUGUGGCGGGGCUCUGGUUCACAGGUACUGGGUGCUGACAGCAGCACAUUGCAAUAUCGGGGCAGAGCAUAUGAUGGUCGUAGCAGGGGACUACUCCAUGAGGACCUUUGAAGGCACCGAACAGUAUUCCAAACCUCGUCUGCUCCUCACACACCCCCUCUACAACAAGAGCACCAACAACGCCGACAUCAUGCUCAUCAAGCUGCGGGCCCCCGUGGUGCUGAACCGCUACGUGUCCCUUGCUGCCCUCCCCAGACAGGGCACCGGCGUCAUGGAGGGCCAACUGUGUCAGGUGUCUGGGUGGGGCUACACCAGCCUGGUCGGGGGCCAGGCGCCCUCCACUCUGAGGACGGUCAAUGUGCCCAUUGUGUCCACGGCGAGGUGCAAUGGCAGCCUGUCUUUCAGCGGGAACAUCACGGCCAACAUGAUCUGCGCCGGCUUCCGGAGCGGGGGCAAGGACGCGUGCAAGGGAGACUCCGGUGGGCCGCUGGUGUGCGGGGGUCGAGUCUACGGCUUGGUGUCCUGGGGCAACGGCUGUGGCAACGCCAAGUUCCCCGGAGUAUAUACGGCGGUGUCCAAGUUCCGUCGCUGGAUAGACCGCAUCAUCUACGGCUCCUACCUGCGCUGCACUAGAGAAGUACUGGACAAGUACUAGACUGGGUGCCAGGGAACAAGUACUAGACUA